Messenger RNA from Sitophilus oryzae (rice weevil), 1117 nucleotides. RefSeq names its product cell growth-regulating nucleolar protein. Lineage: Eukaryota; Metazoa; Arthropoda; Insecta; Coleoptera; Curculionidae. Gene Ontology annotation, biological process: rRNA processing; negative regulation of transcription by RNA polymerase II. Gene Ontology annotation, cellular component: nucleolus. Gene Ontology annotation, molecular function: DNA binding. The transcript is spliced from 3 exons. The coding region runs from base 148 to 1056 and encodes 302 amino acids. The record is from RefSeq and is a predicted model, not a curated record.
UGUUUUUGUAUGUCUAUUAUCUAUGGUCUAUUAUAUUUAAAAUUUAGAAGUAAACACGUGGGAAAAUAAUUAUUGUUUUGAGUGGUAUAUGUAUUAUUUAUUACUGCUAACAGCUUUAACAAUUAAUUGGUACUAUAUUUGAAUAGAAUGGUUGUUUUUACUUGUAACCAUUGUGGAGAAACAUUACACAAACCCAGUGUAGCUAAGCAUUACCAGUUCCAAUGUAAAAAUUAUAAAUCUAUUACUUGUGUAGAUUGUUUUAAAGAUUUUCUCGAUGAAGAGUAUGUUGCCCAUACAAAAUGUAUAACGGAAGACGAGAGGUAUGCAGCAAAAGGUGCUUAUCAAAAUGGUAUUGUAAAAAAAGGUGAAGUUAAACAAGAGAGUUGGCUAGAAAUGAUUAAAUCAAUUUCUGAAUCUGAAAAAAAUCUUCGACCAUCGUUAAAAAACCUGUUAAAUACCAUAUCGAGUUACAGUAAUGUUCCUAGAAAAAAAGUAAAAUUUAUGAAUUUUAUUAAAAGUUCAUCAGGAGGAAGAGUUAAUAUCAAUGACAUAGAGGAAGUAUGGAGUUUAAUUGAAAAAUAUAAAGAAAAAAAUACACUUGAUAAGCAAAAAAUAGCUGAUAAAAAUGGAAAUAAACCAAAUGAUGAAAUACAAUCUAAAGUAGACAAUAGAGAAAAUUCAAAUGUUACGAAAAAAAGAAAAACACCAGAUAUUGAAAAAAAUUCCUUAAAGGACAAUCAAGAACACUUGCAAAAAAAGAAGAAAAAGAGAAAAGAUGAAGAGAAUAUACAUAAUGUAGAAGAAAUUAAUGCUGUUAAUGUUAACAUACAAGAUAUUACUUGUAAAAAUUUUAACAUGAAACAAGAAAUUUUAGAAAUAUUAAAUCUUAAAAAAGAUAUUUCUUUGAAAAAAUUGCAAAAGAAAGUAUUGAAAGCUUAUGUUAAUUCUGUAGGUGAGAUCGAAUGUCAGGAGAAAAUUGUUAAGAAGUUUAAUAAAAAAUUAAGUAAAAUUACUAAUAUAAAGAUCGAAGAUGACAGAAUAUCACUCAUUAUUUAAGUUUUAAUUGUAAAUACAAAUGUAUAGAAAUAUAUAUAUAUGUUGCUUGAUUGUAUCUUGA